Brienomyrus brachyistius is the source of this 2124-nucleotide messenger RNA. RefSeq names its product erythroferrone. NCBI's taxonomy places the organism in Eukaryota, Metazoa, Chordata, Actinopteri, Osteoglossiformes, Mormyridae. The transcript is spliced from 8 exons. Bases 365 to 1267 code for a protein of 300 amino acids. The record is from RefSeq and is a predicted model, not a curated record. Gene Ontology annotation, molecular function: hormone activity.
AUAAAAAGACAGGAGAAGCUGAGGGCUCAAAGUUGGGGAACUGAACUUUUAUGAAGUUCUAAUCGAGUCUGAAGCUAUGCUGUGCAGGACACGCAGACCUCCAGUCCACAGGAACAAGUGAUCUGAGGGGGAGGGGGGGGACAUCGGUACAUCUGGACAUUCGUCCUGCAGAACUAACACACUGAAACGUUAAAAGAACGCAACGCAAACGAAGUCAUGAUCAAAAGCCUGCGGCAGAAGAGCUGAAGUAAGAGGAGAACAGAGUAAGAGUUACCCAGUGAGGGGAUGGAAGAAAGCCUGUGAGAGGAAGAGGAAGAGAGAGGAAGAGUGCGGAGAAUUGCAGAAGUGUGCACUCGGCUGCAGCAUGUCUCACAGCCCGACUGCCGUGGGCUGCUGGGGGACGUUGGCGGUGAUCAUGGGCCUCAUGCUGGUCCCCUGCCUGGGAGAGUUAUGUGUGUUGGAGCCCUGCAGCAGGAACAGCAGCACCAGCAUCAACCAGCAGGAUUCUGAAUCCUCUGACAUGGCCAUGGUCAACCCUCGCAUCUCGUGGCUGCUCUUCAGACUGAACUCCAACAAAGGAGACAACAGGAAAACGAAACCUCAAAAGAAGCCCUCCAAGCAUGGGCUCCCUGGCCCUCCUGGCCCCCCUGGCCCACAGGGUCCCCCAGGACCCCCUGCACCCCAAUCUGGACAGCAGGAGGAUCUGAUGCAGGAGUUACGCCUCAGGCUGAGAGAGGUGGCUGUCACUGCUGGGACCCUGGACACCAGUGGAGGCUGCUUGCUCUGUGACCAGCUCCCACGAGUAGGGACGGCUUUCCAUUGCCGGUUGCUACAAAACUUGCCUGUACCACGGAGAAGCCUUGUGGAACUGCAGCCGUUCGGCGCCCCUCCAGAUGAGGAGAGCCAGUUCCAGAGAGGCCAGGGCUUCAACUCCAGCAGUGGACGCUAUACUGCUCCCGUCUCUGGGUUUUACCACCUUUCCGGAAGCCUGCUCAUCGAGCCCAGUGAGAACCAGCGCAAGACUCAGCCGAGGCAGAAAGACUGGAUCAAGGCAUCCAUCUGCAUAGAGUCACUCUGUCACAGUAACCUGUCCCUGGAGGCCAUGGGAGGUGCAAGUCAAGUUGGGGGUGUCUACAGUAUCCUGUUGACAGGAACCCUUUACCUGCAGGCAGGUGAAUAUGUCUCCAUCUUCAUAGACAAUGGAACAGGCUCUGCAUUCAUUGUUCAAAAAGAGACCUUGUUUUCUGGGAUCCUAUUGGGAGUCUGAAUUAACCUAGACACACAAGAAAGACAUAAGAACCAGACAAAGGAGAAAGAACCUAGACUGAGAAAGGCUGCAAACUGAAAACCUGUCUGGACUGGAAACAAGCUUCUAACUCCAGGCGCUAACUGUGGUCACCACAUAGCAUCACCAUGGAAACUCUACUCCUGCAACAGGUCUGCCAGUAACCUUUGUAAAUACACAAUGAAGUGCUUUUAAUGAUGGGUGUAUAUAGAAAUGUAUUUUUUAAAAUCUCUCUCAUUAAUCAAGCAUUUAACAUGCCAGUUCAGGUCUUUAUUUAAAUACUUUUAGAGCUUAAUUGUUGUUUUUUUACUAGGUUUUUGGUACUGAUGAUAACUUUGUGCAUUACACUAUUUACACGUAAAACAGCAGAGGUUAAGAUGUGCACUUGUGUUUUACAAGUUAGGUCUUUAUUAAACACUUUGUACCAAAAAAAAGGUGAUUAGGAGAACUCAGGUUGAGGCUGAGGACACCCAGCCUGGAUUAUAUCCUUCUCUGACAUUUAUUUGCAGUGGGGCAUUUUUACAGGUGAAAACACUCAGAUAACAUUGUGGAACUAUUUACUUAAAGAAUGUUUCAAUUCACAGUUUUAUGUGUAAAUUGUACAUGGUGUGAUGCAUGAAAUAGCCAAGAACUUCUUUUUCGUGUUGUGUGUAAUGCAGAGCUUUAAAAUGUUGUUUUUUUUCCAUGAGUGCUUACCAAUAUGGAAGAGUUGAUUGUUUAUGAGAAACCUUGGACUUCGAGCCCAAACUUCAAAAGCCAGUAUCACUGUGUAGUGAUUCUCUUUCCUGUGUUGACAAAUACAGGUGAAUAAAUAAAUACAAUGCAAUUAUGACUUAAAA